Molecule: messenger RNA, 363 nt
Organism: Lathyrus sativus (Indian pea)
Lineage: Eukaryota; Viridiplantae; Streptophyta; Magnoliopsida; Fabales; Fabaceae
Source: the annotation of a GenBank genome assembly
AUGGUUCACUCAAAAUCAAAUAUUAAAACGCUAAAUUCUCUCUCUAAACUCUUCCUUUCUUUCUCUCUCCUCCUAUACACCGCCAUUGUCGACGAUGGCGUUUUCAUGUCAAAGCUGGCGAAGUCACUUACACCAACUCCCUCAGGGUGGAUGGCGACCACAUUCUGCAGCUGGAACGGCGUGAAAUGUGACGGUUUUAACCGCGUUACAUCGAUCAACUUAGCUUCCAAGUCACUCAACGGAACACUGCCUUCCGAUCUGAAGGUAAUGGAGAAAGUGGAACUACUCAACCAGCAAGUUUUGGCAGUGCACCGAGUGGAAGUCCGUCGGAAAAGUCAAUGGGCUCAUUGUUGUAGGACUUAA